AUGUCCUCAACACUGCUAAUGAAGGAACACUUCAAGACCUUGCUGAACCGGCUAGCACCGUCAGCUCCUGAACUCGAAUACGUUCAUAGACCGAUAUGUGCGGUUAACGAGGAGCCACCGACCGAUUCGGAGGUCCUGGCCUGUAUUCAGAAAAUGAAGAAUGGAAAACCUGGUGGAGACGACGGGAUUAGCGCAGAAAUGCUAAAAUAUCUCCCUCCGUCUGGGAUUCGUGAGAUGACAAAGAUCAUCCGUUCAAUAUGGAUAAACGAAAGGAUACCUGACUCGUGGAGACUCUAUCAUAAUUCCCCUCCACAAGAAGUUAUCCGUCACGGACCACAGGAAUUAUCGAGGAAUCUCUUUGCUGCGUGUUAUGUACAAGGUACUGGAGUGCAUUAUCCUGGACCGACUCAUUAA
This is a messenger RNA of Necator americanus (New World hookworm), 414 nucleotides long. RefSeq lists its product as uncharacterized. The record is from RefSeq and is a predicted model, not a curated record. The transcript has a single exon. The coding region runs from base 1 to 414 and encodes 137 amino acids. NCBI's taxonomy places the organism in Eukaryota, Metazoa, Nematoda, Chromadorea, Rhabditida, Ancylostomatidae.